Molecule: messenger RNA, 1821 nt
Organism: Wyeomyia smithii (pitcher-plant mosquito)
Lineage: Eukaryota; Metazoa; Arthropoda; Insecta; Diptera; Culicidae
Product: probable insulin-like peptide 2
Exons: 4
Coding region: 1143-1709 (188 amino acids)
Cellular component (GO): extracellular region
Molecular function (GO): hormone activity
Source: RefSeq, a predicted model, not a curated record
UAACUCCAUCAAUUUAUUGGUUGUUUUUUAUUCAACAUCUUGCAAUAUGUGUUCAUAGCGUAAUUGUCUGCUAAAUAUUGUUGCCAACUCAGGUCGACUUUCCACUUCACCGCUUUGGAGACGCAGACUUAUUUUCUUAUCGACAAAACACUGCCCGUUUAUCGCUAAUGCAUCACGACGUUCACCUUUUCAUGAAUAUUCACUAUUUUCACCAAUCAUGCACGAGAGUAUCUCCACUCCUCUAGCCCAACACCAACUCGUAAAUGCUAAUGAGUGGAAACAUUCUUAAGACACCUUUCCGUUCGUGAUUUCUAACGUGGAACACAUGGCGCCUACAAGACGUCACUACACGUCGCCGACAUCGUCGUCGGUGGCGGCGACGUCGUCGGCGGAUUCUGUCACAGCAAGGCACGUGCUACCUGUUGCAUUGGGCCGCCAGGAUUCAGUCAAGUGUGCAGACAUCGGAAAACCUUCCAGACAUGAACCGCGCGCGCGGUCUCCCAACUCGUACGGAGGUGAGAGAUAUAAAAGCGAAAGGGUUGCACCACUAGAGAUACAGUUUUUCGCCGGAAAGUGAACCUGCUGUUAGUGGAUUCCGCGGUUUCGUUCGCAACUACCAGUGUUGAAAGCCAGCUAACUAGUUUAAUUCGGAAAGAGCGAAAGCAUGGGAAAGGUGCUGAUUGUUGUUUUCCUGGGCGUCCUUGGGAUUUUGGCCCAGCAAAGUGUCUGUCAGCAGAACAGAAAAACUUGUGGGGCGGUUCUGGUCAGAACGCUAGCCGUUGUGUGCGAAAAUGGAUACUACGGACCGCAGAGUGUAAAGCGCAGCGAUAAAAGUCUGGAGGAAUCCGAUAGUGAUGUGAUGACUUCGAACGGGUUUGACGAGGUGCGGUCAAUCGGGUGGCCUUACUCCGUUGAGCCACCGUAUCAGUAUGCAGUGAUGUUAAGAAGCAGAAGAGUGGCAACCGGUGGAGUCGUGAGUGAAUGCUGCCACAAAGUCUGUACCUACAAUGAAUUGAGGAGCUAUUGCAUUUAAAUUACACACAAAUACUUAUAACUGCUUUCAAUAAAGAAAUAUCUCAACGCUUCGCCUCUGGCAAAAAAAAGGAUUUGCGCAUCUCUAUUGCUAGAUCUUCAAACAGGGUAUGAGCCUUGGUAAAGCCGUCAAAGUGUCAUUUCUCUUUUCUUACAGGUGCUGGCAAGCGAUUUCAGCUCGAGCGAUGGCCUCACAUCGUCCGUGUACAUUCAGUGUGAUUUUCGUUGUCUGUUGUGGGCUGCUGGUGAUCGCAGUUGCCAUCCCGCAGACCAGCCGCUCGGAGCGUAAUUCCACGGAUACGUUCCGUCGGGUCACCCGAGAUCGCAGACGUUAUUGUGGCAAAGCGCUCACUGAUACUCUUGCUAUGGUUUGCACCAGCUAUCCUUCGCCCUGGAGAAAGAAGUCCGUACCAACAUCCGAUGAAGAUUCCUUCGAAGGGUCAUAUCGGGAGCAGCUUGUUGCUGAAAUAAAACAGGACGUAGAAGAACUGGAACAGUUGGCCCCGGAAAUGUUCAAUGAUAAGCCACCUCUGUUUUAUCCUUUCUAUCCGCGUGCCUACUGGCAGGCCUCAGACGACUCCAUGGACACGCACCCUCGUGUUCGUCGGCAAAUUGUUGAUGAAUGCUGCCGCAAAAGUUGUACUCUGAAGACCCUCAAGCAGUAUUGUGCCGAUUAGGAGGCACCUACCUGAGAAAACAAAAUAACGACGCAUGCCUUUUCGGAAACCCUGUAUGAGAUGAUCUCGCACUAAUAUGGCCCUUGAAUAAAUUGAUUUUCGUUUUAGCAGC